AUGGAACCCAAAUCAUACGAGUAUGCGUCUGAGAGAGUGAGAUCUGAUAAAGAAAUGGCUCUGAGAAUACUUGAAUUGCAUCCCUCUCUAUAUGUUCAUUUUCAUUCUUCAUUGUUAAGUCAUAGAGAUAUUCAAAUGAAAAUUAUUCAGUUUAAUCCUACACACUACUAUUGUUUACCAAAGGGGUUCAAAUAUGAUAAGGAAUUUAUUGUAAAUGCAUUGAACUAUUCUGAUGGCCGUGGAAUGAUUAUUGCUGAAAAUAUUCCAGUAGAAUUGCAUUCGAAUGAAGAUGUCAUUAAUGCCAUGAUUGGUGCUGGGAUAGUUCAAUAUUUGGAUAAGUCCAAGUUGACCAGAGAUCAAAUUUUACAAUGCGUAAAGGCAGAUGGAACAACAAUUGGAUUUUUUGAUGAUUAUAUGGAAGAUGUGGAAAUAUUGAAAUGUGCCCUCAAACAAACUCCUUUUGCUUUAGAAUUCAUCCCAAAAAAGUAUCAAACACUGGACAUCAUUUUAGAACUUCUUGAAAUUUAUCCAGAUAUUCUCAAGCACAUUCCAACAGAAUUUAAAAAACUUGAUUGUGUUAUUGAAACAGUCAUUCGUUCCCCAAAUUUCAAAGCUCACACCAUUUCACACCUUCCAGAUAAUUACACAUACUCGAGUGAGGAAAUUUUACUGACCUUACUGCUAAAAUCGAAUGCUAAUGCCAUCAUGAAAAUUUCUCCAACUCAACUCCUUACUCUUCCCAAAUCCAACAUUAUUUCAUGUCUCAGAUUAAAUGGUAAAAUCUUUCCAGAUCUUCCUCCACAACUACAGCAAGAUCCCCAUCUUCUCAAAACAGCAAUCAAGCACGGAUACAGACCACCUCGUAAAUAA
Messenger RNA from Naegleria gruberi, 870 nucleotides. RefSeq lists its product as uncharacterized. The record is from RefSeq and is a predicted model, not a curated record. NCBI's taxonomy places the organism in Eukaryota, Heterolobosea, Eutetramitea, Acrasida, Naegleriidae. Bases 1 to 870 code for a protein of 289 amino acids. The transcript has a single exon.